AUGAGUCCCUACCAGGUGGGAAGGCGUCGAUCAGUCAGUGAGUGUGUGCAACCUGAAAUCCGCACACAAGAAACCAAUUCCAAUAUCAAUUUGCCUGCAGAAUUGACUGCCAUUCAUGGUAACUACACUGCCACCUCCGUCACCCUUGGUGACGAAGCUCCCGUUGAGUUCUCAGUCAGUGAGUGUGCACAACCUGAAAUCCGCACACGAGGAACCAAGUCUAAUAACAAUUUGCCUGCAAAAUUGACUGCCAUUCAUGGUAAUUACAUGACCACCUCCGUCACCAAUGGUAAUGAAGUUCCCGUUAAGGUACAGGCUGGCAAGCGCCAUACAUCCAGCGGUGCUCAGAAGGUUAACCCAUGUUCUCAAUGUACCAGGACUUAUAAGUCAAGAAAAUGGUUCAAUAGGCACAUUCGUAAAAUACACAAGAGACGCAAGUCCGUUAACAAUUUAUCUGCAGAAUUGACUGCCAUGCAUGGUAACUACAAUGCCGCCUCCGUCACCCAUGGUGAUGAAGUUCCUGUUAAGGUACCGGCUGGCAAGCUCCUUACAUCCAGCGGUGGUCAGAAGGAUUUCCCAUGUCCUCACUGUCCCAAGUGUUACACCUUAAUAAAAUGGCGUAAUCGGCACAUUUCUAACAAACACAUGAGUCCCUACCAGGUGGGAAGGCGUCGAUCAGGCAGUGAGUGUGUGCAACCUGAAAUCCGCACACAAGAAACCAAUUCCAAUAACAAUUUACCUGCAAAAUUGACUGCCAUUCAUAGUAGCAACACUGCCACCUCCGUCACCCUUGGUGACGAAGCUCCCGUUGAGUUCUCAGUCAGUGAGUGUGCACAACCUGAAAUCCGCACACGAGGAACCAAGUCUAAUAACAAUUUGCCUGCAAAAUUGACUGCCAUUCAUGGUAAUUACAUGACCACCUCCGUCACCAAUGGUAAUGAAGUUCCCGUUAAGGUACAGGCUGGCAAGCGCCAUACAUCCAGCGGUGCUCAGAAGGUUAACCCAUGUUCUCAAUGUACCAGGACUUAUAAGUCAAGGAAAUGGUUCAAUAGGCACAUUCGUAAAAUACACAAGAGACGCAAGUCCGUUAACAAUUUAUCUGCAGAAUUGACUGCCAUGCAUGGUAACUACACUGCCGCCUCCGUCACCCAUGGUGAUGAAGUUCCUGUUAAGGUACCGGCUGGCAAGCUCCUUACAUCCAGCGGUGGUCAGAAGGAUUUCCCAUGUCCUCACUGUCCCAAGUGUUACACCUUAAUAAAAUGGCGUAAUCGGCACAUUUCUAACAAACACAUGAGUCCCUACCAGGUGGGAAGGCGUCGAUCAGGCAGUGAGUGUGUGCAACCUGAAAUCCGCACACAAGAAACCAAUUCCAAUAACAAUUUACCUGCAAAAUUGACUGCCAUUCAUAGUAGCAACACUGCAACCUCCGUCACCCUUGGUGGUGAAGAUCCUGGUGAAGAUCUCAGUCAGUGA
Messenger RNA from Procambarus clarkii (red swamp crayfish), 1473 nucleotides. NCBI's taxonomy places the organism in Eukaryota, Metazoa, Arthropoda, Malacostraca, Decapoda, Cambaridae. The record is from RefSeq and is a predicted model, not a curated record.